Molecule: messenger RNA, 615 nt
Organism: Solanum stenotomum
Lineage: Eukaryota; Viridiplantae; Streptophyta; Magnoliopsida; Solanales; Solanaceae
Exons: 2
Coding region: 1-615 (204 amino acids)
Source: RefSeq, a predicted model, not a curated record
AUGUCUGUUUCUGCUGCUAUUUCCAAACCCUCGUUGACACAUGCCAUGUUGUAUAAGAUGGGCUAUCUAGCCCAUUCAACCGAUGUGCGUGCUUCCCAGGUUGAGGCGGCUGCCCCAGGGUUGAUUGAGCGAGUCAUUGUUGUUGCACAUGCCCCCAUUCGAGCUAAAUUACGAGAGCAUAGAGAGUUGAUUACUGCUCAUAGUCUACCAUUAGACGCCCUCACCGUGCGAAUUAAGGUCGAUAUUGCAGGAUUGAGACGUGAUGUGGAUGAGCUCAAAUCCACUUAUAUAUAUCUAUGUUAUGGGGUGGAGUUGAUAUUCCCAAGGGCCCAAGUUCAAAUGUUCCAUGUGAUCGGAGAUGUUGUUUUAGCUGAUGAUGAUAAGGAGUCAGACACUUCUGAGAUGGAUAAAAAGGAGCUUGGGACCCGUGAUGCUGUAGUUUAUGAUGAGUUUGUGGACUUGGAGGGUGUGAUGGUGCAUAUGGCGACAGAGGCUUCACUUUAUGACUCCUCGAUGAUUGGUUCCAGUAGAGCGCAACCUAUUCCUGGAGGAGAGUCGGGCAGUGAUACCCCGAUUGAGAGAGCUCUAGAUGCACAACGUUCACCUCAGGCUUAG